AUGGCUCAGCUGGUCCACAAUGCUGUCGAGAAGGCUCCAGUCCUGUUAAACGCUGCUGUAACUUAUUCGAAGCCUCACUUGGUCACAUUUUGGCAGUAUACCAAGGUUGAGCUGGUUCCUCCAAGUCCUACUGAGAUCCUCAGAGCCACUGAAAGCCUGAAGAAAGUCAUCUCAUCAGCUCGAACUGGUAGCUUCAAAAAUCUCACAGUUAAGGAAGCUCUGCUAAACACUUUGGUGGUCACUGAGGUGUGCAUGUGGUUUUAUGUUGGAGAGAUCAUAGGCAAGGGUGGCAUCAUUGGAAAUAAUGUUUGA
Molecule: messenger RNA, 312 nt
Organism: Trichosurus vulpecula (common brushtail)
Lineage: Eukaryota; Metazoa; Chordata; Mammalia; Diprotodontia; Phalangeridae
Product: ATP synthase subunit g, mitochondrial-like
Exons: 1
Coding region: 1-312 (103 amino acids)
Biological process (GO): proton motive force-driven ATP synthesis
Molecular function (GO): proton transmembrane transporter activity
Source: RefSeq, a predicted model, not a curated record